Messenger RNA from Tripterygium wilfordii, 542 nucleotides. RefSeq lists its product as uncharacterized. Gene Ontology annotation, biological process: proton motive force-driven ATP synthesis. Bases 116 to 274 code for a protein of 52 amino acids. The transcript has 3 exons. Lineage: Eukaryota; Viridiplantae; Streptophyta; Magnoliopsida; Celastrales; Celastraceae. Gene Ontology annotation, molecular function: proton transmembrane transporter activity. The record is from RefSeq and is a predicted model, not a curated record.
GUCAUCGACUCAGUCGCACAGUAUACUAGCCCUAAACUUCUUCAAGUCCAGAUCGUAGGGCUUCUCUUCCCCUUCUUCUUCGCCACCACUUGCACAUCUCAAAGAACUCUCUCUGAUGGCGCCGCCUCCAGGACCCUAUUCCGGCACCAGCACUCUCGCUUUGGUGGCUCGAGUUUCUGCAUUCUCUUUUGGGGUCGUUUAUGGGAGCCUCAAGCUCAAGUACCUCCAGGCAAAGGCAAAGUCUCAAAAGAAAGCUGAUGCCAAGGCUCACUAGUGAAGGAUUGCAUAGAAAUAAAAAAUUAAGGGGCGUGGUGGAUAUAGAAUAAUGCAUCAAGAUAAAACUUUGUGAAUUUUUAUCUUGGCAUAAAGCUUCUGUAAACUAUUGUGCACUGUCGCAUCAGAAAUUUUUUUCGGGAGUGAACUUCUCUAAGAUUGCUUGCUUCUUUGGCUAUGGCCGAGAGGACGGAGUUUUAGUUUAAUUUCUUAGCUUACAAUGGAGAAAAUUGGGCGAUGGUUUUAUCAUACUUCCUCUCUUUUCAUUA